Messenger RNA from Cuscuta campestris, 1584 nucleotides. NCBI's taxonomy places the organism in Eukaryota, Viridiplantae, Streptophyta, Magnoliopsida, Solanales, Convolvulaceae. The record is from the annotation of a GenBank genome assembly.
AGCGAAUGCGCUCUCUCCUCCUCAUCCGUCACUCUCUGCGUCAUUAUUCAACAAUGGCCUCUCCCAAAUUCUAUGCCCUUUUCGUAAUCCUUCUCUCUUUGUUAUCGCGUCACUCUGCCUCCUCCUCCUCCUCCUCCUGCUUCCUCGGAAUGAACUACGGCCGGAUCGCCGACAACCUUCCGCCUCCGUCCAAGGUGGUUGAGCUGCUCAAGAGUCAGGGGAUCCGCCGAGUCAAACUCUACGACACUGACUCCGAGGUUCUCGCCGCUCUUUCCGGAUCUGGCAUAACCACCACCGUCGCGCUUCCCAACGACCAGCUGUCCUCCGCCGCCGCCGCCGACCGGACCUUCACCGACUCCUGGGUGCGGUCCAACGUCGUGCCGUACAAGUCCAUCAUCGAGGCCGUCGCCGUCGGCAACGAGGUGUUCGUCGACCCGGCGAACACAACCUCGUACCUCGUCCCGGCGAUGCGGAACGUCUACGCCUCGCUGGCGAAAUACGGCGUCGCUUCGUCCGUGAAGGUCUCGUCGCCCAUCGCCCUCAGCGCCCUGGCGACGUCGUACCCGCCCUCGUCCGGUUCGUUCAAACCGGGUCUGGUCGAACCGGUGAUGAAACCGAUGCUGGGUUUCUUGAAGCAGACCGGGUCGUACCUGAUGGUGAACGCCUACCCGUUCUUCGCCUACGAGGCCAACACGGACACCAUAUCUCUGGACUACGCGCUGUUCCGAGACAACCAGGGCGUGGUGGACCCCUCCAACGGCAUUGUCUACAAAAGCCUGUUGGACGCCCAGCUGGACGCCGUCUACUCCGCCGCGAGCGCCGCCGGGUUCGGGGACGUGAAGCUGGUGGUUUCGGAAACCGGGUGGCCGUCGAAGGGGGACGAGGGCGAGACCGGCGCGAGUGCGGCCAACGCGCAGGCGUACAACGGGAAUCUGGUGAGGCGAGUGCUGACGUGCCGUGGGACCCCCUUGAGGCCCGACAUGCCCCUCAACGUCUACCUGUUCGCACUGUUCAACGAGGACCAGAAGCCGGGACCCACAUCCGAGAGGAACUACGGGCUCUUCUACCCGAACGAGGAUAAGGUGUAUAGCAUCCCGUUGGGCCUGGAGAGCGGGCCCGUUAACAACGGAAGCAAAGUCCAGGUAGUGCCGCCGGCGGCGGCGGGGCAGACGUGGUGCGUGGCACGCGCCGACGUCGGGAGGGAGAGGCUGCAGGCGGCGCUGGACUACGCCUGCGGAGAGGGAGGGGCGGAUUGCACGGAGAUCCAGCCGGAGGCCGCCUGCUACUAUCCCAAUACGAUCGACGCCCAUGCUUCUUACGCAUUCAACAGCUACUAUCAGAAGAACUCACGCGCUUCCGGCACGUGUCACUUUGACGGUGCCGCCUAUGUCGUCACCCAGACUCCCAAAUUUGGAAGUUGCGCGUACCCAACAGGGAAUUGAUUUGAAGAAGGAAAGAAUGGGAGCAGAAUUGAAUCAGAGAUGAAAAAUAGUUAAUUAGAUUUUGGGGCAAUCUUUUAUUCUUAGUUCUAUUGGGGAAUGAUAUUUAUUUUAUAUUCCUAGUUAAUAAUGUAUUCAUUGUAAU